Messenger RNA from Penicillium maclennaniae, 747 nucleotides. RefSeq lists its product as uncharacterized. NCBI's taxonomy places the organism in Eukaryota, Fungi, Ascomycota, Eurotiomycetes, Eurotiales, Aspergillaceae. The coding region runs from base 1 to 747 and encodes 248 amino acids. The record is from RefSeq and is a predicted model, not a curated record. The transcript is spliced from 2 exons.
AUGAGAUCUUCACCCUCAGGUGGUCUGAGCUCAUCUCAGCAGCCGUCCUAUACAUACUCGUCGGCUGACCUCUCGGGUGCUCCAUAUCUCGACUCAAUGACUCCAAGCGGUAGCGCCUCGGCUACAGAAUCUGCAAUCCUUAAGUAUGGUGCUACAGCUUCCCCAUCUGCUCAGCCUUGGGGCACUUUGACCGUUCUUCCCUCGGGAACUGUAACCGGAACGACGGCAAACUCGGACGCUACAAAUAUUGCAUUUUUCUUGAAAGGCUUCUAUAACAAUAUUGGCCAGCUCAAGACUGACCCUGGAACUUAUAAGAGCAAUCUCGAGGAUGUCGAGAAAGAGUCCGAGGAUUACCUGUCGAAGGUUAACUACGUCUCGAGCAAGUCUCCUUGCUCUGGGUCUCUUAGGAAGAGAUCCUUGUUCGGUGCUAUUGGAAGCCUCGCCUCUAGUGCAGCCAAUGUUGCCACAGGCGCCUUGGAUGAAGCUACAAGCAUUGUGGAGGAUGCACUUAGCUGCAUUGGGCCAGUCGCCGACAGCAUGAUCAAGACCAUUCCAGACGAUAUAUCUGAGGUCACAGAUGAUGUCGAGGGUACAGUCAAGAAAGGCGCUGAGUAUCUGAAUGAGAUCAGCGAUAUUAUCCUCGACCUCCUCAUCAACUUCUUCCUCCUCGUCUUGCACCUCAAGCACAACCUUCUCAGACUGCACUACGACGACUAUCUUGGUUCCAACAUACUCCACUGGGAGUGA